AUGUACAAAAAGGAUGUCUAUGACUUUGGAAUUUUGCUUCUUGAGCUAAUUACAAGGAAGGAACCCAUUGAAAUUAAUAGUUUUUCAUAUGGUUGUAAUGGGAGUUUUUUUGAUUGGAUAACUCACCUUUUGAGCAAUUCAUUUGAUCUUCACAGUGUUAUUGAUAAUUCUCUGAUUGGCAAAGGAUUUGAUGGUGAAAUCUUUGAGUUACUUAGAAUUGCAUGUACCUGUCUUAACCCCUUCCCUAGUCAAAGGCCAACAAUGCUUGAAUUGUACAAUACAAUAAGUACUUUUGCGGAGAGAGAUGGCAUCACAAAUGACUCUGAGAUAUUGAUGCAACCUGAAAUUGCUAUUGCAAGUAGCUCAAUUGAAAUUAAUACAAUAAGUACUUUUGGGGAGAGAUAUGGCAUCACAAAUGACUCUGCAAUCUGA
This is a messenger RNA of Quercus lobata, 432 nucleotides long. Its product is annotated as probable inactive receptor kinase At1g27190. The record is from RefSeq and is a predicted model, not a curated record. The transcript has a single exon. NCBI's taxonomy places the organism in Eukaryota, Viridiplantae, Streptophyta, Magnoliopsida, Fagales, Fagaceae. Bases 1 to 432 code for a protein of 143 amino acids.